UUUCCCAAUUACGAAUGAGUGAAAAUGAGGACAGUGGACCCUGGUGUAUGGCUUCGAGACCCGGUUUACGAGGCAUGGUCUCGCAAACAAACAGACAAGGACCUGGAGAGCCGUCUGAGGCGCAGCUUCAGUGACGCAGCCCGGGAAUUCUGGAGACACGCGUCUUUGAGAGGAACCUUAAUAAGUAACAGGCGAUGCGUUACUACUUGGGACACUGCUCGUAAUGUCUUCGCAGCUUCGUUCGCCUUCUUCCUCGCGGUCUGGCUGGUGACAUACAACGUACGGGAGCAGACGGCAAGACCACCUUUGCAGGUGAACGCUCUGUCCACUCGCAGCCCGACGGAGGUGCGGUUCCCAGCCAUCGCCCUCUGCUCCAACAACGUCAUCAGCAAGGACAAGCUGGAAAUGUAUAUCGAAUUUCUGACGAGCAGAGCAUCUCACAACAAAACUUACAACACAGAAUACCUGGUAAGGAACAUCCUGCACUUCGGCGCCUUCCUCACGAAGACGCUUCCUCGUGUGGAUGUCUCCUUCAUAGAUCUUCUCCAGCACAAGAAUGAAACCUUCAACGUCACUCAACUUAUGUAUCAACUGUCUCCGAACUGCUCCAGCCUGCUGAGGACCUGCGCGUGGGCAGGCUCGCUGGUGGACUGCGCCCAGCUGUUCGCGAUGAGGAUCACGCCACUCGGGUUCUGCUGUGUUUUCAAUUCUCGAUAUCAACCAGAAGACAUUAACGCAAAGCCCUGGGUGUCCCGCCGAGUGGGCCAGAGUACCGGCCUCGUGGUGGUCUACACGGAGAAUGAUGAGGAUUAUGCUUAUCUGCGUCGACCAGCACUCGGAGUCGAGGUUUUGUUGUUUGAUGGUGACGAGUAUCCGCUGCUGGAGACGGGGGUGACGCGACUGUACCCGGUACAAAGGAAUACUUCCAUGUUCUUCUCUCUCAAUCUGCGAGACAUCAGGAGUAGUUCCGACCUGGGCUCGUAUAGUGAGAGCUGGCGUCGAUGCGGCAUCCGCGCCGCCGCCGGCCCGGCCGCCGCGCGCGCCAGCUACGGCUGGUGCCUGCUGCGGUGCCGCCGGCGCACGGCCGCCGCGCUGUGCGACUGCGUGCCCUACACGCUCAUGCCGAGCGAGCUAGUGUGCAGCAUCGGCCAGCUGCCUUGUCUGGACAAACACAAAGCUAAUGGCUGA
Amyelois transitella is the source of this 1188-nucleotide messenger RNA. RefSeq names its product sodium channel protein Nach. Gene Ontology annotation, cellular component: membrane. Lineage: Eukaryota; Metazoa; Arthropoda; Insecta; Lepidoptera; Pyralidae. Gene Ontology annotation, biological process: sodium ion transmembrane transport. The transcript is spliced from 9 exons. The coding region runs from base 25 to 1188 and encodes 387 amino acids. Gene Ontology annotation, molecular function: ligand-gated sodium channel activity. The record is from RefSeq and is a predicted model, not a curated record.